Molecule: messenger RNA, 976 nt
Organism: Drosophila elegans
Lineage: Eukaryota; Metazoa; Arthropoda; Insecta; Diptera; Drosophilidae
Gene: Tsen34
Exons: 6
Coding region: 54-881 (275 amino acids)
Biological process (GO): tRNA splicing, via endonucleolytic cleavage and ligation; tRNA-type intron splice site recognition and cleavage
Cellular component (GO): tRNA-intron endonuclease complex
Molecular function (GO): nucleic acid binding; tRNA-intron lyase activity
Source: RefSeq, a predicted model, not a curated record
CCAAAUUCCACCCAUCUCUAGCGGCUCUAUAAACAACAAAAGAUUUUCGCAAUAUGUUUUUAACUCUACUUAAUGGCACCGGUUUCGUUUUCAAUGUUGACGAUUAUAUGGAACUGCGGAGCAAACAUCGAAUAAUGGGUGCUCCAGUAGGCACUGCGAACACCAAGGGCUGGAGUCCCAAUCAGUCCACUCUACCCGUGGAACUAAGUAAAUUCGAAACCCAGUUAGUUUUGGAUGAGAAUAUCGCAAUGUUGGUGGACAAAUCACAAGCUUUAAGAGCUCCACCCACAGAGGAAAAACUAAAGGAAUACAAAAGUGAUUUCGAAUGUCAACUAUUGGGUCAAAAGGAAUCCUUAAAGGCGGAAAAGCUUCGGGAAACAGAACGCUAUAUGGACAAAAUCCUAAUGGGCAAACGCAACAAGUUGCUUAAACUGGGAAAAGAUGAAAUGGCUGCGGCUUUAACUGCCCAAGAUGUACUCAAAGAAAUGUCGGACAACUUUAAAUUUGAUCGUCAAAAUGCGUUGGUUGAGGUGCCCUGUGAACAUCAUAAAAAGCAUUCUGGAAAGUUGGUCACCGGACCUCUUGUGAUCAUUAAUUCCCUGAAAUAUCGCAUUUUUAAAGACCUUUGGAUGCGAGGCAACUUUGUGACCUCUGGUGAUGCUUUUGGAGCGGACUUCCUUGUUUAUCCCGGAGACCCCCUCAUCUAUCACGCCUCACAUAUUGUGAUAGUGCAGGAUGCACCACUUAUUAAACCCUUGGAACUGGUGGCCAAAGUUCGACUCUCUGUUAUUGUCAACAAGAGAUGCGUUUUUGCAUACGAGAGCGACAAUAGCGAUGAAAUCCAUUACCAGACUGUAGCUUGGUGCAAUCCUUGCAAGUGAGAAAAUCAAAGUUUCGUGAAAGCAGCGCGCCAAGCAGCAAGAAGAAGCAGCAGAGGGAGUAAAAAGCAGUGGCGUAGUGAGGAAGGGAGUUUAAA